UCUGUUCAUAUUGGUCAGGAGCACACGGGAACACCUCCCCUUGCUCUGAAGCCAGACCCAGUGUCCUGUACCUGAACACAUCUAAGUCUACAUUGGACUACCCCUUCCAUCUCUGAGCCAGUUCUCUCUAUAUUUAAAAUGUGGAGCAGAGUGGCACUGCAUCCGCUGCAGCGGCUCUCAGUCUCUCAUCUGAAUUUAAGUCCAACAAAAACUUUGCAGAAAAAGAUGUCAACCCUUCAACGAGUGUAUGUGACGCGACAAAUACCACCUGAUGGCCUCAAGAUACUGCGAGAAUCUGGACAAGUUCAGUUUGAGCUGUGGAACUCUGAUGACGUUCCAGUCCCCCGGAAUGAGUUACUCCAGAAGGUCAAAGGUGUUGAUGGUUUGCUCUGUGUGCUCACAGAGAAGAUAGAUGCAGAACUUUUAGAUGCUGCUGGCCCAAACCUGAAGGUCCUCAGUACGAUGUCCGUGGGGUUUGAUCAUCUUAACUUGGAGGAACUUAAAAAGAGAGGAAUUCGAGUGGGGUAUACGCCUGAAGUUUUGACCGAUGCUGUAGCUGAGUUAACUGUUGCAUUGUUGCUGGCAACAUCCAGAAGGCUGAUAGAAGCGGCACAUGAAGCUAAAACAGGUGGCUGGGGCACAUGGAGGACACUGUGGUUAUGUGGAUAUGAACUGGCCAAUAGUACAGUGGGCAUAUUUGGUCUGGGAAGAAUCGGUGUGGCUAUUGCUGAGCGCCUAGCCCCAUUCAAAGUAAAAAGAUUCAUCUACACAGAUGUUGCCCCCAGGCCUGAUCUUGCAAGUCAAAUCAAUGCAGAAUUUGUCUCUAUGGAUGAACUGGCAAAACAAUCAGAUUUUCUUGCUGUGUGUUGUGCUUUGACGCCGGAGACGAAGGAGAUCUGUAACAAGGACCUCUUUUCUAAAAUGAAGAAAACAUCCAUCUUUAUUAACACUAGCAGAGGUGGUGUGGUGAACCAGGAAGAUCUUUACGAGGCUCUCUGUAGUGGGCAGAUUGCAGCAGCUGGCCUCGAUGUUACAGUGCCAGAGCCGUUGCCAACUAGUCACCCACUGUUUACACUAAAGAACUGUGUGAUUCUUCCUCACAUUGCCAGUGCCUCCUACACUACGCGUAAUGCCAUGUCAUCUCUGGCUGCAAACAACCUGCUUCUGGGUUUACGCGGUGAACCAAUGAUCAAAGAGCUCCAUCUUUAAAAAAAAAAAAGCAGAUGACAUAACAUAGCUCUUUAUCAAGAGUUGACUACAUAUGGACAAAAUGUUUUUUUAUUUUGUAAAGUAUAUCCUGCUGCCAAAUGGAACAAUAUACAAGAAAUAAAUGUGUGUGUUUUUUUUUUCAUUCAAGCCCCUAGGGUUGCCUUCACUUUUUCCAUGACUCUCACAGCUAAGGUGUGGAAGUGAAGAGAUUACCCAUGUUACCAAAAAGUGAAGGGGUUACGGCUUCAAACUUAUAAAGAGAAUUGCAACAAAAAAUAGUAAAAAUUAAAUUCAAUGUGUAAUUAUAAUGUGUAAUAUGAUUUAAAAUAAUCUAUUUCACAUGUUAACAAGUUGUG
Messenger RNA from Boleophthalmus pectinirostris (great blue-spotted mudskipper), 1565 nucleotides. RefSeq names its product glyoxylate reductase/hydroxypyruvate reductase b (gene grhprb). Lineage: Eukaryota; Metazoa; Chordata; Actinopteri; Gobiiformes; Gobiidae. Gene Ontology annotation, molecular function: hydroxypyruvate reductase [NAD(P)H] activity; hydroxypyruvate reductase (NADH) activity; glyoxylate reductase (NADPH) activity. The transcript is spliced from 9 exons. Bases 139 to 1209 code for a protein of 356 amino acids. The record is from RefSeq and is a predicted model, not a curated record. Gene Ontology annotation, cellular component: cytosol.